AUGGCCUGCAAGUUUCCAGCGUUACUUGUGCUUGUCUGGUUCUUCAGCCUGCAUGUUGGUCGAACCAUUUGUCUGGAUGAAAAGUGUCCAGAGUGCGAGGGAAUGGUAGGAAUGGUGCCGUUCAAGACCUAUUGUGGCCGACAGCUCACGUGCAGAUGCGGGUCUCCGAUAGGCCACAAGCAGUGUGAGGAGCUCAAGGAGGGCACUCAUCAGACCUGUGAAGCCGGGUGCGGAUGGCGAGAUGAUGAAUAUGUGAAGCUCUGCACGGAUCAAGAUCAUCACCAAGAACCAUGCAAGGCCUUUUUGACUAAUCCUGGGUCCUUCGAAAGUCCCUCAUCCUCCGAGUCCUUGACCGCCUCCAGAAGUGGCUCCUUUAGCUCCGAAACUACUUCCCAUGACUCCGCGGAAUCUGCCCCCUCUUCGGUCCAGUCUGUUUCCUCACCUUCUUGGGAAGUCGAGUCAGACUUGACCAAAACUCCGCUCAAGGCAUGA
Molecule: messenger RNA, 492 nt
Organism: Puccinia graminis f. sp. tritici CRL 75-36-700-3
Lineage: Eukaryota; Fungi; Basidiomycota; Pucciniomycetes; Pucciniales; Pucciniaceae
Exons: 1
Coding region: 1-492 (163 amino acids)
Source: RefSeq, a predicted model, not a curated record